Messenger RNA from Myxocyprinus asiaticus (Chinese sucker), 853 nucleotides. Its product is annotated as fibroblast growth factor 22-like. Gene Ontology annotation, cellular component: cytoplasm. The record is from RefSeq and is a predicted model, not a curated record. The coding region runs from base 1 to 651 and encodes 216 amino acids. NCBI's taxonomy places the organism in Eukaryota, Metazoa, Chordata, Actinopteri, Cypriniformes, Catostomidae. The transcript has 3 exons. Gene Ontology annotation, biological process: fibroblast growth factor receptor signaling pathway; animal organ morphogenesis; positive regulation of protein phosphorylation. Gene Ontology annotation, molecular function: growth factor activity; fibroblast growth factor receptor binding.
AUGUGCGAAUGGACACCUACCACCGCUGGUCUCUACUCUGACCUCACCUUAACUGGCUCAGCCCUCCAUGGGCUGCAACUUCAUUCUUAUCCUUUUUCCCUGGCAUGCCUGUCUUUGAUCUUUCUGGCUUGCUCUGCUCUUGGUGGUUGCCCACAUGCACUGGGGCAUGACCCCUUUCAUGUGCUGGCACAGGGUACGAACUGCUCAUGGACUCUGGAGCGGCACACACGCAGCUAUAACCACCUAGAGGGUGACGUCCGCCUGCGACGCCUCUACUCCGCCAACAAAUUUUUUCUCUGCAUCGACAAGACAGGCAAGGUGGAUGGCACCCGUCGGAAGAAUUACGCUGACAGUCUGAUGGAAAUCCGAUCUGUCAGUGUGGGAGUUGUCGCCAUCAAAUCUGUCAGCACCGGCCUGUACUUAGCUAUGUCCAAAAAAGGCACGCUCUUUGGUUCGGUCAGAUACAACACCAGCUGCAAGUUCAAAGAGCGCAUUGAGGAAAACGGCUAUAAUACCUAUGCCUCCCUCCGUUGGAAGCACAGGGGGAGGCAGAUGUUUGUGUCGCUGAACGGCCGAGGGAAACCACGUAGAGGCCACAAAGCUAGACGGAGGCACCCAUCGACCCAUUUCCUACCUAUGCUCCCCACAUAGCUGGACUUUUCCUUAUGAGGAAGACUAAUAGAAUCAUGGACAUCAUUUAAGUCCAUCUACCCCACAUAUUUACUUUUAUGUGCAUUUGACGGGGACUUGAUGUUAUUAAGUGUUGGUUUGUCUGUUUUGACUUUUUUUUAUUUUUUUUUUAUAAUAAUAUUAACAAAAAAAGCUCUGGUACACAAUGAUGUAAAUUCUCCCA